AUGGGCAUCCGACUCCAACAUUGGAUUGAGGCGGAUCCCCAUUUCAGGCGAUCAGAGGCUCUGUCUCGGCGGCGGUUUGUCUUAUCCCAUCCUAUUCUGAGACGUUACUACCUGGGUGAGCGAGUGGACUUCCAGGUUAGGGGCUGCGGCUCCGUUCCUCUUCCUCCCCCAAAGGACAUGCGAGCGGGCAAACAGAUGGUUCUUACAGAUGUCCAUACUGAGGGUAUCCCGCACAUGGAAUUGAUCCGGGGUGGAGAUUAUGACGAAUUCUGCCAGGUGUUUCUGAUGCGGCCCAUCGGCUCCAGGUUUGACAGUCUCCCGAGGUCGACUCCUUCCCAUCCGCUUGGCACCCGUUCCUCUCGGGCUUCAGGUUCUUCGGCCAGGACUCCAAGGAGGAGGCCUGUGACCCUGCCUUCUUCUUUUACUCCGGUGGAGGGUCCGUCUCGAGCUGGCCCUAGUCAUUCGGUCGGUGCCUUCAGGAUUCCCCAGGCCAUUUCAAAGGCUACCAGGCCUGUCCACCCGGGCUUGGCCAAUUUGCACCUUCCAUACAGCAUUUCCUAUUACACUCCUGAGGGUACUUCGUCUCUUAGGGAAGUAUCCUUGGACCGUGUGAAUUGCCUGGCUCUUCCUCCUGAUGACAUCAAUGAGGUAAUGACUGGUAAAUUUCUCAUAAAAAGGAUUCAUAAGAGAUUUGUAUAUUGACUUUGUAUUUUUUUGUGAUUCCCAGGUUCCUGACGGCUUGAUCCGUCAGAUGAUGGAGCUAAUCCUUGGAAUGCAGGAGGAACUAACUUCAGCUUGGACAUUGCAGGCUUUUGACGACCAGAGGAGGAGGAGGUCUCGCCGCUGAUAGCUGCUAGAUUUCUUUGCUUUCCUUUACUUUCUUU
Jatropha curcas is the source of this 884-nucleotide messenger RNA. Lineage: Eukaryota; Viridiplantae; Streptophyta; Magnoliopsida; Malpighiales; Euphorbiaceae. The record is from RefSeq and is a predicted model, not a curated record.